This is a messenger RNA of Meira miltonrushii, 1968 nucleotides long. RefSeq lists its product as uncharacterized. Gene Ontology annotation, molecular function: guanine deaminase activity; zinc ion binding. The transcript has 2 exons. NCBI's taxonomy places the organism in Eukaryota, Fungi, Basidiomycota, Exobasidiomycetes, Exobasidiales, Brachybasidiaceae. Gene Ontology annotation, cellular component: cytosol. The coding region runs from base 1 to 1968 and encodes 655 amino acids. The record is from RefSeq and is a predicted model, not a curated record. Gene Ontology annotation, biological process: guanine metabolic process.
AUGGAGCCAAACCAUCAAUUCACGUUCAGGUUACCAAGACGUAUUUUCGUUGGAUCAAUAGUAACACCACAAUCUUUAACCAAAUUACGAUAUAUCAAAAGAGGAAUAAUCGGCGUUGGAACAGCGGGUGUGAUUCGUUUUGUGGAGGAUUUGGAAGAGAUUGAAGCGAAAUUAGAAAAGUCUGGCAAAACUUCACACAUAAGCCAACAUCUAGAUGAAGAUCGAAGUGCAACGCCCGUGAAUGUGCCAAGACACAAGCCAGAUCAUUCUUCACACGAAAGCGAAUCGGCGUUGAUCACGAGCGAUGAAAUGACAUUACCACCACCUGCACUUGGUGAUGGCUAUACCCCAGAAGAGAACAAGAAAGAACAAGAGGCAAUAGAAUACAUUGCACAAAAGCACGGAUGGAAGCUACAGGAUUGUGAGACGGUCUUACUGGGCUCCAACAGCUUCCUUUCGCCGGGUUUUGUGGACACACACGUUCAUGCUCCCCAAGUUCCAAAUUUAGGUCGUGGGCAACAGUAUGAGUUGCUGGACUGGUUGGAGAACAUCACCUUCCCACGAGAGAGAAAAUUUGAAGAUCCACUUUAUGCAAGAAAGACGUACGAAUCUGUCGUACAACGCAUGUUGGAUUGUGGAACAACGUGUGCGGCAAUUUAUGCCACUUUGCACGAAGAAGCAACGAUGAUUUUAGCACAAAUCUGUAACGAUAAAGGUAUGCGUGCAUUUGUUGGAAAAUGUCAAAUGGAUAGAAAUGCACCGGUGGAAUACAAGGAGAAGACUUCUUCUGCUUCUAUGGAAUCUACAAAACGUUUCAUCAACUUCUGUCGAAGUAUGCCUCCGUAUGGAAUGCCAAAGAGUCCUGAAACGGAUCCUAUCAAUUCUUCCGGAAGCGUAGAAAUGGAUCAAUCCAUUGCCAGACUUUCCGCAACGAUGAACGGUAUCUUGCAAGGGGAAGAUGUUCAAGUGCGUUCGCCUGAAGCAUUGCGUCCGAAUGGACCUGCUUCCAAUGCUGAUAGUAGUAGCAUGAGUGGAAGAAGUGACUCAAGCACAAGAGCUACCUCAAUCGCACUGAGAAGCGUUGCAAGUUCCGUACAAAGCCAUGGUCAUUCAAGUCGUACCAGUGUAACGACAAGCGGAGCAGGAACACCCAAAAGAAUGGAAAAUGCAAACGCUCUUGUUCAACCGAUUCUCACUCCAAGAUUUGCGAUUGCUUGCUCUGAUGCUUUGUUGGCCAGUAUUUCGGCUUUAAUGUCUCGUGAUCCAUCUCUUCGUGUUCAAACCCAUCUCUCGGAAAAUCCAGGAGAGAUUGCAUUCACGAAGGAGUUGUUUCCAUUUUGCGAAACAUAUACGGAUGUCUAUGAUCAUUUCUCACUCUUGACUCCGCGUACAAUCCUUGCACAUGCUAUCCAUCUGGAUGAGCAAGAGAUGAAGUUGAUCGCUGAACGAAAAUGCGGAAUCAGUCAUUGUCCAACAAGCAAUCUCAAUUUACGUUCGGGGGCCAGUAGAUUGGGAGAAUUGCUCAAUCGUGGUAUAAAAGUUGGUUUGGGUACGGAUAUGAGCGGUGGUUUUGGAAUGAGUAUGCUUUCGGCUAUUCGUGAUGCAAGUGUGGUUGCCAAAGUGAUUCAAUUCACUCCUUCUUCUACCGAAAAGCCAAAAUUCGAACAAACGAAAGAUCAACAUGAUUUCUGUAAAGGUCCAAUGCCAUUGGCAACGCUCUUCUACCUUGCAACGUUAGGGGGAGCAGAAGUUUGCAAUAUUGCUCAUCGUGUUGGAAGCUUGGAUGUGGGAAAAGAAUUUGAUGCGAUCUUGUUCAACUGUGAUAAUACGAACCCCAACUUGUACAUCGAAGACGAUGAUGGUUUGGAGGAAAAGCUGGAGAAAGUCCUGUUUUGCGGUGACGAUCGUAAUAUCGCCUCAGUUUUUGUGAGAGGCAGAGUGGUAGGAGGCUCUGCACCUAUCGCAUAA